Messenger RNA from Phaeoacremonium minimum UCRPA7, 1155 nucleotides. RefSeq lists its product as hypothetical. The record is from RefSeq and is a predicted model, not a curated record. The transcript is spliced from 2 exons. The coding region runs from base 1 to 1155 and encodes 384 amino acids. Lineage: Eukaryota; Fungi; Ascomycota; Sordariomycetes; Togniniales; Togniniaceae.
AUGGUUGCAUCUUCGAAUCCUACAGAGGCCGCCAAGCCUGGCACCCCACCGCCCACUGAACCAGCACUUCCCAGUGAACAGGAAGCGCCGCCAGUGACGACAGAAGCGUCACAACCCACAGCGGCGGCCACCGAGACAGCUCCCGCGCAGAACUCCAGCGAGUCGCAGACCACAAAAGCUCCCGAAAGCGCUCCAAAUGCCUCAUAUGCAGCGUGUGACCUACCCGAAACGAAGGAGCAGAAAGACUUUAGCGGCGAGGUCGAGACGAACAAUGACCUGCCCUCCGUCGAGACACAGCGCAAGAUCGAGAACUACGUGGUGCUAGAUCGCCAUGGCAAGACGCACACGUUCAAGAGCCUCUACAGCGGCCGCAGUGUUGCCAGGAGAGUGCUCGUCAUCUUCAUCCGCCACUUCUUCUGCGGUGAGUAUCUACGCACCCUGACCGCCUCCAUAACGCCCGACGCCCUCCUGGGCCUGCCGGUCAGCACGUUCAUCGCCGUGGUCGGCUGCGGCGACCCGGGCCUGAUCGACUCGUACACGGCCGCGACGGGCUGCCCGUUCCCCAUCUACGCGGACCCGACGGCGAAGCUCUACUCGGAGCUGGGCAUGGUCAAGACGCUGGCGCUCGGCUCGCGCCCGGCGUACAUGAAGAAGUCGCUGCUCAAGGGCUCCAUCGAGUCGAUCAUCCAGGGGCUCAAGCACAUCCCCACCGGGCUGGCGUUCAAGGCCGGCGACCAGAGGCAGAUUGGGGGCGAGUUCCUCUUCGAGCCCCUGAAUAUCUUGUCUCCCUACCCCAUCACGCCUGCGCGGGAGCACGACAAGCAGCUGGGAAACGGCAGCGCGAACGGAGCAGCGACAGAUGAUCCGACGGCGACGACUCACGACAAGCCGACCAGCUUGCAUGAGGACGAGGAGGAGGGCCAAGUCGAGGAGAAGAGGAUCACUUGGUGCCAUCGCAUGAAGAGCACGCGAGAUCAUGCAGAGGUCCCAGAGCUGAUGGAAGUCCUGGGGCUAGACGGGCAGGGAGAGCCGAUUAAGGAUCAGAAGCGGUGGUCGAAGGCGCUGCGGGAGAGGAAGGGGACGGGACUCAGCAUGGCUUCUCAGAUGAGCCAGAUCAGUCAGAUGAGGGCCAGCACCGCGCCAAGCUCGGAAUGA